Molecule: messenger RNA, 3180 nt
Organism: Porites lobata
Lineage: Eukaryota; Metazoa; Cnidaria; Anthozoa; Scleractinia; Poritidae
Source: the annotation of a GenBank genome assembly
AUGGCACCAUAUGCGUUUCCACUGGUGCGUUUUUGGGCUUUAAAAUACGGGCCAAACAAAACCGAGCAUGGCAUGGUUAAUUCAGGGGCAAGUUUCAGUCUUGCUUCGGUUAGAAAUUCCACUUGCUGCCCCAGGACGUUUGCGUUGGGUUAGUUUUUCUGGUUUUUGCACAACUGAAAGCUCAUUUCACCGAACUUGCUAGUUUGCUUUCAUGUGGCACCCAGUAGCGAAUUCUAAAUCGGCCAAAGGUUGCGUCACAUCCCCUGUGUUGGGACUCAUAGAAAACAAUUAUUCAUGUCAACACUGGUGGUAGGGCUAGAGUAAAUCCGUUUUUUUUUCGAGAUUAGGGUACGUGUAUGCCCCAUUUCCUCUUUUGUUGAAAUUGAGAGUUACAUAAAAAACCACGCUCGAUUCACUCUAUUCCAGCUUACACCCAACGCUCCCUGGCUACCUAUAGUUCCUUUCAACUUGUUGGCAUAGGCAAAUUCUCUUUUUCAUUGGCAAUUCCUAGGGUUUCACAUUUACUUCGCUGGGAUUCAAUCAAAUUCUCUACACAGCUAGAUGUGCCACUGGCUUAAGCAUAGAAGCUAUUAUCGAAUGAUGUUUCGAUAAGCCUUCAAUCCGGGGCUAUGAAAUUUGUCAAGAUGGCGUUUCUAACUAGCUCACCCAUGUCCCAAAUUCUUUGAAGAACUAUGGCCAAUUGUUGAGCAGUUUUUGUCUUUCCUGCUUAAAAAUUUCAGACUGAAAGGUAAAAUGUAAGAAACCCACAUGAACUUGAUUUCUUCCUGUGGUGUGCACUAUCGACAAAUCAAUUUUAAGCUGGAAUUGGCCUAGCUUCUUUGUCACUGUGCAACUCUUAGCUAAGGAAAUAGUGUUGUCGUAUCAAAUGUAACGUUCGGGGGCAGACUAGGAGUAAAACGGAGUAUGUGUUCACGUACCGUAUUUAGUUUGGUUAAUUCACGAUGAAAGUUAGUAGAAAAACUGACUUCAGUUAACAGAUAUAUUUUACUGGGCAUGCUGGGUUGGUAGCCUGCGAGAGUAUCAGAAUUUUUUCGGCUCUAGUUUCUAGUUUCACCCGCCGAAAAAAACGGUGGGUGAAACUAAAGACGAAAGCCGAAAAAAGCGAAUGCUACUGUAGUUGGAUGCAGGCGCAAAAUCGAUCUUUAGUAACUUCAAAUCCUUCUCUGAAUGAGAAUUACCUAAAACAGCAUCCAUUGCUCCAAGUUGCUCACGAUGUUUUUCUUUCUAUACGUUUAGGUGUUUUGCCCUUCAAAGCAGAGGAAAUUAAUUUCAGAAAGAAGAUGCGUGACAAUGAAUUUGGUACUCCUGGGCAGCUUGGGAAGGGCCCUUUGCAGAGCUGCAGAAAUUCAGCACGUUCGGAACACAGGUACAAGAAUAUGUUGCAUCUUUGGGAGUUUCUCUUGGAACUUCUGGCUGAUGAGAGCUGCAGAUCUAUAAUAUGCUGGAGAAGGAGGGAAGAAGGAGAGUUUGAGCUUUUGAACCAACAGGAGGUGGCCAAAAGAUGGGGAAUAUUGAAACAGAGGGGUAGAAUGGACUACGGGAAGCUAAGUCGGGCCUUGAGAUUGUACUAUCGAGAUGGAAUAAUUACCAAGGUAUUAGCUUUAAACCAAAGCAUUUUGUUUAAGUAUCAAUGUAUUUUGCAAAGGACUAUUUGAGGACACUGUUUCUACGUUUCCCUCUGGAGAUGAAAACGCCAUUUUACCUGCACUGUAAUUUUCAGGGAGUUAUAAUAACUCCUCCAGUGGGGCUAAUUUAACUCCUUACAGUGGAGUUAUUUUUCGUGGAGUUAUUUUAACUCCAAAAAGGAGUUUAAAGAACUCUUUUUCAGGAGUAAAAGUGACCCCAGAUAUUGAGGAGUUAAAAUAACCCCAAAAAAGGAGUUAUCCUGUACCUAAAAUUUUUACUCCACUUUCAGAGUUAAAUUAACUCCAAAAAGAGUAAAAACAACCCAUGUAAGGAGUACAAGUAACCCCAUUUCCGAGUGAUUUUAACUCCAGACUGGGAGUAAAAAGAACUCUUUUUCAGGAGUAAAAAUGACCCCAAAUUCGGAGUUAAAUUAGGAGUUAAAAUAACCCCAAAAAAGGGGUUAUCCUGUACCUAAAAUUUUUACUCCAUUUUUGGAGUAAAAAUAACUCCCUAAAAAUUACGGUGUGGUCAUUCGAGCCAAGCGACGGUCUAGCCGUUCGCUGGGCAAAGGCAGUAACUUCAUUUUUCAGAUAUUCUUAAUUAAGACACUGACGACUGGUCCAGGCUCGGUAAUGAAUUACACCCACGACCUUUCGCUCUGCAGUCAAGCGCGCUACCAACUGAGCUUAUCCUGCUGCCGUAGCUUAAUAUUUUUUUUUUUACAACCUGAUUUCAAGUUGACGGACAACAGCUGUGCCUGGACCGGAAUCUUUUGAGAUCUUGAAUCAUUUGCCAAUUCACACACUUUAUCCAUGGAAGAAGAGCUCAUGGCUCCGUUCAGUUAGACCCUUUUAUGACAUUUCAACGACUUGAAUUUUAACAGCCAGAUAAGAGAUUUAGCCAGACUUUUGAGCAUGUCGAUGAUUUUCAUUAAAAGAAAUGAAAGCUACCGAGAAACUGUGAGGAUACAUAUAUUUCACAUAAAUAUCGAAUUUUGUGUCUCUACUUUAACAAAUCACAAGUGUUAUUAAAAGGGACUUGACAGUUUUUCCUCAUUUUCUAUUCUUUUGGGCGCAGGUGCAAGGCCAAAGGCUGGUCUACAAGUUUAACAACCUUCCUUACACUUAUAAACCAGGAAUCACAAGGUCGUUUUAUCGCGAUCGGUUUCCAACACCAAAAUCAAGUCUUGGUGAACAUGAACCACGGGAGUACAAGCCUUUGGUGCCUCAGAUGCGCAUAAGUUGUACAACUGCUACACAACCAUUUUCUUGUUUUAUUCCUUCUCAAGGAAGACUUUCGUCUUGGCCUGUACAUCCUUUCAAUUCACCACGAGUUUGUCGCUGCGGGCACAGGCUGGGAACUUCUUUCUCGUCAGCAAACUGCUCUUCAAGAAGUCGAGUUUUCUUUCCAUUUUUAUCAUUCUCAGUGUCACAUGGUUUUAACCUUCAUGAGCCUGCCCUUUCUCAUGAUACAAAUCCGCAGUUAGUAAGCAAGAAGAUUCCCGUUUCUAUGAUUGUGAGACCUGCCUGUUAG